Molecule: messenger RNA, 1728 nt
Organism: Misgurnus anguillicaudatus (oriental weatherfish)
Lineage: Eukaryota; Metazoa; Chordata; Actinopteri; Cypriniformes; Cobitidae
Product: lipopolysaccharide-induced tumor necrosis factor-alpha factor homolog
Cellular component (GO): cytoplasmic side of late endosome membrane; nucleus; cytoplasmic side of lysosomal membrane
Molecular function (GO): zinc ion binding
Source: RefSeq, a predicted model, not a curated record
CUGAUCAUUGAAAAACAAAAGAGCAACAUUGACAUGGAUUUGAUAUAAGAUCACAACAUUUAGUCAAACUAAAUAUGUAUAGCAGGAUAAAUAGUGUCAAACAUUUAUUUUAUUGAAUAUGUAGGCUGUCAGUUUCACUACAUGUAGUUAAAAGGCACAUACCUCUUCAUUACUGGAAUGCACACAGAGAAAAAAAAACAGGUAAACAGGUAGAGUGAGUAAGACAGUGAUGUCACAUAGCGUACUGUAUAAGGAAAAGAAGUCUCAACACUAAGAUCCAGUAAACAGAUGGAUAUUCCUUCAUAUCCGGCUGCUAUUGAUACCACCCCCCCACCCCCCUCCUACAAUGAGAUCGAUGGGCCAGGUCUUUAUCCCCCCUCUCCACCACCCUUAUACACAGAGGCCAUAUCACUACCUAUCUACAAGGAGACGAGUUCUGCACCUGCAGACACAUUUCAGCAGUUUCCAAGAACAGCUGAAGCAAACCAAUUUCCAGUCCUCAAUAUGCCCAGAAUUGAGAUGGUCAACUAUAGUGAGCAAGUGUCCAUACACCAGAUGGUGAGGAAUGAAGCUCCUCAGGUGAUUGUGGUUCAGCCACAGCACUUUGCUGUUGCAUUGGGUGACAUACCCACAGCGACUGUUUGUCAAUACUGUCAAAAAAACAUCCUGACUGUUGUUAAAUAUAAACCUGGUUGGUCUGCAUGGUGCAUGUGCGUCCUAAUAUCUCUACUUGGGCUCAUUUGUGGAUUUUGCCUCAUCCCUUUCUGUGUCAGGGGCUUCCAAGAUGCCCAUCAUUCCUGUCCUCAAUGCCACAAGCACUUAGGAAUAUAUACACGGAAAUGAACAAAUACGUCUAUUAUGUACCUGUUACAAGCCUCUAACACAAUCUGUAUUACAAUCAUUAUAUACACAUUUUAUGAAAAAUAUCUAGCUACCACCACUAUAAAAGAUCACAGUUUGUAGCCAAAAAGUUAAAUGAACACUGCUGCGUAUAUGGCUCUAUACAAAGUGUUAAAAAGUAACCCUGAAGCAGUUUUAAAGCUGCAGUCUGUAACUUUUUCCUCUCUAUCACCACCUCUGUUUGAAACCUAAAAUUUCAACUUGCUUGGAGAGUUAUUUUCUAAACAUGAAUAUUGAGUUUAACCUCUUAACUACUGCUUUCAGAACAAGAAGAAAAGUGCUUAACUAUUCCAGCACCCACACGCAUGAUUUAGUAGACAAACCUUCCUUCUUUCUGUCAAUUUGACAUUAUCACAAAAUGUAUCUUCUAAGAAAAUGCAAACAUGAAAGGGAAUAUAUUAAAGAGAUAUUCUUUUCAUAAGAUUCGCAUAAGGCUUCUUUGCUCAUAUUUACUAAUGAGGGGUAAUUUUGACCAGUACUGUAUGUGUAUCACAAUGGUUUGCAAUAAAUGAACAAUAUUAAUGCUGAUAAAAUCUAAUAGUCAAAACUUCAAAUAGUCAAAGUUGCAGGGCAGUGCAGAUAGCAGAGAGAUUUUUCAAAGGGAAUGUGUCACUUUUUUUCCCAUAGAAAAUGUGAAACAUGUCGGUUAUAUAGUUUUCCUUUUUUUUAAAUAUAACAUUAGUAUUAGUGAUAUUAAAUAGUUAUUGUAAUUUUAAGCUUUUAUUGUAAUCUUCUUUUAUUGUUAAGCGUAUCUCAGUGUUUUGAUAUAUUGUAGUGUAGUGUUGUGUAAUGAUCAAAUGACAUGCAGAUAAAAUGAAUAAAUCUUUU